AUGUCGUCGACCCCAGGUCUAGCGGCUUUUACGCCCGAGUUGUCUAAGAAAGCAACACAUCCAGAGCCCGCGGGCACAUGUACACGUGGGCCUGAUCUGGAGAAAUUGGGCAGAGAACGUCCAUCUCACUUCUCGAGUCCGUGGUCAGAACUUGCAUUUUGCUUCUCCAUUGUUAUGUCCCAGAUCUUAGCAGAAUUCUAUAUUACAGGAUCCAACCUUCUACUACCAACACUUGUCACGGAGCUGGGUAUCCCAGAAGCCUCCACAAUAUGGCCGACCACUGCUCUUUCCCUCGUGGUGUGUGCUACACUCCUCAUCUUCGGUCGCUUGACAGACAUGUACGGAGGAUACCUCCUUUACAAUGCUGGGGCGAUCUGGCUCACAAUAUCCUCAAUUCUUGCCGGCGUCUCAACCACAUCGCUUAUGUUGAUCAUCUGUCGUGCACUACAGGGCUUAGCCCUCGGAGCCCUCCUGCCGUCCGGCUUGAUGAUUCUGGGUAGCACGUAUCGCCCAGGUCCUCGGAAGAACCUUGUCUUCAGUAUCUAUGGCGCAUGUGCUGCUCUGGGAUUUUUUGCCGGCUUCUUCGUCUCUGGCAUCUGUGGCCAGUUCCUUACCUGGAGGUGGUACUUCUAUAUUGGCGCCAUCUUGUCUGCUAUCAUGGCUGCGUCGUCAAUUUUCUCGGUCCCCAGAGACUAUUACGAAAAGAAAAAGCUUGCCAUCCGUAUGGAUUGGCCUGGACUGGCCUUCUCUAUCACAGGCACUACGCUGUUCGUUUUCGCGAUUGCGGAUAGCUCGUACGCACCACAAGGGUGGCGGACACCAUACAUUAUCGUCUUCUUUGUAUUGGGUGUUAUAUUGUUGGGAGGGUUGGCUUAUAUUGAAGGAUGGGUUGUUCAAAACCCUCUGCUUCCAGGUGACAUUUUCCAAGUGAAGCAUAUGGCAGCCCUUGUCAUUGCUUUAUUGUUCCUUUAUGGUAGCCUGGGAAUUUUUCUUCUCUAUGGUGUUCUCUACAUGUCCGAAUUCAUGGGCGGAUCACCUCUUCAAAUUGUCGCCUGGACUGCUCCGAUGGGUGUGGGUGGCUUGAUUCUCUCCGCGACCGGUGGAUUCAUCCUACAUAAAGUAUCUGGAACACUCUUGAUGCUCAUUUCAUGUCUUGGAUACGUGGGCUCUGGACUGCUUUUUGCCAUCAUUCCGAUCGGUGGUAAUUAUUGGGCAUACAUCUUUCCGGCUAUGAUAUGCGGGACCGUUGCAAUCGAUAUCAGUUUCAACCUCGCCAAUAUUUUCAUCACUACCAGCUUGCCCAAGGCGAGACAAGGACUUGCAGGUGCUCUCAUCUACUGUACUAUGCAUUUGGGAAUUGCCGUCAUGCUUGGCUUUGCGGAUAUUGUUCAGACUCAGAUGAAGCAUCUUGGCGUUCGAGAGAGUUACAAAGCCGUUUUCUGGUUUCAGACGGGCUUGGCUAUUGUAGGGCUGCUUAUCGUUUUGCUUUUGGUGAGAAUUCGCCACGCAAAGAGUGAACUAACAGCCGAGGAAAUCCAGGCCGAGGAAACACAGAAGAGCGCAAGGAGAGAGAACGAGGAAGUUUGA
Penicillium atrosanguineum is the source of this 1587-nucleotide messenger RNA. RefSeq names its product putative MFS multidrug transporter. Gene Ontology annotation, cellular component: membrane. Gene Ontology annotation, biological process: transmembrane transport. The record is from RefSeq and is a predicted model, not a curated record. Lineage: Eukaryota; Fungi; Ascomycota; Eurotiomycetes; Eurotiales; Aspergillaceae. The transcript is spliced from 3 exons. The coding region runs from base 1 to 1587 and encodes 528 amino acids. Gene Ontology annotation, molecular function: transmembrane transporter activity.